ACAGAAUCAAGUAUCUCUGGAGCUCAGCUGCUAAAGGUUGGUGGUUCUACCCGCAGAAGAUCGCAUCUUCUUACUGGUGGCUCCGUCAAAGGACAGACUCACCCUCUCAUACCUCAUUCCCAGGUUAUCCAGCCCCAUUAUGCCAACAGUCGCUGACAAACCUCAUACGGAAUGGACGCUGUGAAGCCGGUUUAUCUUCUCCUCAUCUGUCAAGGCUUCUAUCUGGGUUCUGUAGGUCAGCGGUGGACGUUCCCUUCUAGAAUCCUUGCUCUGAUUGGCUCCUGUGUGGAGAUUCCUUGUACAUAUGAUCCGGGGACCUCAGGACCGUCCAGCACUGUAUGGUAUUUAUAUGAUAGAAUAUAUUACCAAGAGAUCCUAAAUACCAAGAAUCCAUCUUCAGUACUGCAGGAAUACAGAGGUAGAACCUCACUGGUCCCAGGUCAGGACUGUACCCUGAGGAUAGACCCUGUGAGGAGAGAAGACGGGAACAGACAUUAUUAUCCAGGGAUCACAGAACAUAAAUCUAUCAAUGCAUAUGAUCAACAAUCUAAAAUGUUAUAUCUCCUUGUCACAGAUAGACUAAUCAUUCCCCAACUUCAAGGACCUGCAACAAUGGCUGAAGGAGAAGCCAACACUAUACGAUGUUCUGUAGAUCACACAUGUCGCUCCAGUCGUCCUUCCAUACGAUGGAACAAACCCGGGCAAGUUACACAGAAGUCAGUGGAUAUCACUUUAGAAUAUUGGAUAGAAGAAUCAGAACUCAUUUUUAUUCCUACAUAUGUGGAUGAUAAGAGUCCUAUUCAGUGCACGGCUACAUAUCAUAAUGGACAAAAGGUUACAGCAUCGGAUACACCAAGGAUCAGCUAUCCACCAAAAAAUGUGACAAUCAUUAUUGGGAUAACUGAAGUGAUGGAAGGAAAUGAUGUGACUUUACAAUGUAACAGCGUCUCCAAUCCUGAUGUAUCUGAGUAUGAAUGGUACAAAGGGAAGAACAGAACAAAAUCAACAUCCAGAGGAGGAAAGGAGAUAAUAGUGAGGAAUGUAACAAGGAACAUGGAGCCCUAUUCCUGUGCUGCUAUAAAUAUAGUGGGGAGAGGAGAAUCAGCCCUGAUGGAGAUACCUGUACUAUAUGCUGCAACUGGAGUUCAAAUCAAAGUGAAGACUGAAGGUGAAUUCUCGGCAUUGAUAUGUGUUUUCCAAAGCAGCCGACCGGAUGUAUCUCACUACACCUGGAUGAAGGAUGGAUCUAUAUUACACAACGAGACAGGGAAGACUCUGACCCUACAAAAUGACGAUACCAAUGGGCAGUAUUCAUGUAUCGCCCACAACAGGGCUGGGGAUUCCUUCUCUGAAGAGAUCCACAUAAAACGUGAUGAAUUGGAUCUCCCUCUGAUUUUGGGAACGGUUGCAGGGGUGAUCUUUUUGUUUUUUUUCAUUCUGAUCGUCUACUUUUGUCUAAGAUUGUUUAAUUUGAUGCUUUUUAAUAGACAAAAAAAGAAGUCAAGUCUUCCAAACUCUCCAAUUCAUGGGACAUUACCUGCCAGGACGCCUAAUGAUUACUCUAUGGCUGAGAAUGAAAACCAGUAUGGAAAUAUCCAGAAUACUCACCCAGCUCCUUCCAUCAGAUCGGGGCCAUCGGUGGAUAUGAAAGUAGAAGAUAACUACGUGAUUUAUAGCAACAGUGAAGCCCUGCAACCAUCAAACGAAGUUGCAUAUUCUGUAAUUUCACAUAGACGACAUGACCAGGAGCCAUUAACCUCUUCCAGAACCAGCCAAGUAGAGGAUGUGGAGUAUGCUACUCUGAGACAUUAAAGGGGUACUCCGUUGCCUGGAGCCGGAUGCCGUGAUCUUGACGUUACGGCCACACCCC
This is a messenger RNA of Hyla sarda, 1870 nucleotides long. Its product is annotated as B-cell receptor CD22-like. The record is from RefSeq and is a predicted model, not a curated record. The coding region runs from base 172 to 1812 and encodes 546 amino acids. The transcript is spliced from 11 exons. Lineage: Eukaryota; Metazoa; Chordata; Amphibia; Anura; Hylidae.